Amoebophrya sp. A120 is the source of this 1188-nucleotide messenger RNA. The record is from the annotation of a GenBank genome assembly. Lineage: Eukaryota; Dinophyceae; Syndiniales; Amoebophryaceae.
UCAAGAACGAAGCGCCACUAGCUCCACCUUUCCAACUCGAAACUAAAAUGUCCAUGCGCGACCUCCCUCUCCUCGAAUCAAGCGCCGCGCGCUUGAUCCAACAGCAAUAUCGCGACUACCGCUUCCGAAAACGCCUCAAACUAGACAGACAAAACGUCGAUCUGGAAUUACCCAAACUCGGCCCGAAAGACUACAACACUGCGGUCUUCCCAGAAAGCAAGACCUGCGAACAAAUCUUCCACUCAAGCGGCGUCAGUGGCUACGAGCGACAACUCUACGACGUGAACACCCUAGCUGCCGACAGCUCCCAGCACCCGGACAUUCGAUGGAGGAGCUUGCUAGACAGUUGCUUCAAGCGAAUGGUGAACCACGCAGCGGAGAAGUUGUUGCAAAAUCAAAAACGGAAUGUCGAGUCCGACUACGCGGUGUUCGACGAAUCUUGUCUGGACGUUCUCGCGCAGUUCAAACUCGCGGCGCAGGCGGCGGCCGUGCUGGUCGUGGAUCACUUUGUUUAUGGUGCGGGGACUGGCUCAGGCUCGAGCUCUACGAACAGCGUGAAGUCGCGGUACAACAACGCAGCUGCUGCACGAGGACCAUCUCACGACCCGCUCGGGGGCACCGUCCUCGAGAUCGUCAACAAUCCUGUGUACUACAGGGGGAAGAUCGCUGCAGGUGGAACAUCAAGGGCGGUGGUCGACCGAAACCUCCAGUCCUCGCCGUUCGGUAUGAUAAAGAAUGCAGGAGCUGCAAAUCGCAAAAACCAAAAGCCAUCUCUCAAUCCCAAAAUUCCGAUCCGGGAAGUUACGAAAGUAGACAAGAACUACUGGCUAUGAAAGUGUCAGAAUCGAAAUUGACAAAAGCGAAAACUUUGUCAUGCAUAAAAUCGAUACCAGUUGGAGCCUCAGUUUGUAAGUGGCGCAUGACAAAUUUCGGGAGCACCCAGAUCCAGUCUGUCAUGCUGUUUGGGCAAAGAAGACUGCUCCUGUCGUGCUACUCUGGUGGCAGCACAUUGCAUACCCCUAAACACGCUUACAAUCGGCCUCAUUUGCCUCCUCCCCAAUACAGGCCUCCAGUGCCCUACAUUUUAUGCAUCACAAAUUUUUCGAUUUUAUCGAUUUCGAUCCUGACACAUCCAUACUGGCCUUUUUGCCAACCGCGCUUUUCCAACGACCGGGUUUUCCUCUGUGA